CUCGUACCGUUAUAUCGGGCGUCAGCCGCUUCCUGUUGACAGUGUUCAGCUUCGUGCCCGAGGGACAUUCCACGAGGGCAAGAGAGAGAAACAGAGGAGAGAGAAAGAGAGGAGCCAGAGAGAAACAAAGGAGCUAGAGAGAGAAACCUCCCGUUUUCGGAAAAAAUAUUACUCAAGGGGGGUAAGUUACUGUUGGAGAGGAGUGCAAUGAACACUCCCGACCAGAACCUCUCUCCUCUCUCUCUCCUCCCCUGAAAACCUCUUUCUUCAUUUCUUCUUCUCCAUCGAAACCCUCUCUCUCCUCGAACCAGCAACCAGAAUCACAAAAAGGAAAACUUCGAAACCCUCCAUUUAUGGCGGAUUUCCUCGAACUCGAAGCACAAGAUGGCAUCAGAAUGCCAUGGAAUGUCUGGCCUGGCACCAAACCAGAGGCCUCAGCCUGUGUAAUUCCCACAUCUGCAAUUUACACCCCACUAAACCCUAACCCUAAUCUCCCUCUUCUCCCUUAUCAGCCUUUACGUUGCAGGACUUGCAGAUCGAUUCUAAACCCUUUUGCCAUAGUUGAUUUUCAGGCCAAGAUCUGGGCAUGCCCCUUCUGUUACCAAAGAAACCACUUUCCUCCUCAUUAUGCCUCCAUUACUGAUACUAACUUACCAGCUGAGCUUUUUCCUCAGUACACAACAGUGGAGUAUGAAACCCUAGACCCUGGAGUUGGAGCCAUACCUCCUGUUUUCCUUUUUCUGAUCGAUAUAUGUGUGAUUGAGGAAGAAUUAGGUUAUUUGAAGUCUGCUUUGUCCCAGGCAGUUGGGCUUUUGCCUGAAAACUCCAUGGUUGGUCUUGUCACCUUUGGAUCUUAUGUUAACGUCCAUGAAUUAGGUUUUGGGCAUAUGCCCAAGUCCUAUGUGUUUAGGGGAUCGAAGGGGGCUACAAAGGAGAUUGUCAUGGAGCAAUUGGGGUUUUUUGUGCAGAAGCCAAAACCAAUUGGGGGGGUAAUCGGUGGGGUUAGAGAUGGUGUUUCUCCUCAGAUGAUUCAAAGGUUUCUUGUACCUGCUUCAGAUUGCGAAUUUGCAAUAAAUACGGUUUUGGAGGAGUUGGAGAAGGAUCUAUGGGGUGUUCCUGCAGAGGAGAGGGCAGCGAGGUGCACUGGCACUGCUUUAAGUGUGGCUGCUGGUUUGUUGGGUGCUUGUGUGCCUGGCUCUAGUGCAAGGAUAAUGGCCUUUAUUGGUGGCCCCUCAACUGAAGGGCCAGGCGCUAUUGUAACAAAGAGUUUGUCUGAGCCGAUUCGCUCCCACAAGGACCUUGAUAAAGAUUCUGCCCCUCUUUAUCACAAGGCUGUUAAGUUCUAUGAAGGUCUUUCAAAGCAGCUUGUGAAUCAGGGUCAUGUUCUUGAUCUGUUUGCGUGCGCACUUGACCAGGUUGGAGUGGCAGAGCUUAAAGUUGCUGUAGAAAGGACUGGGGGGCUCGUUGUGCUGGCAGAGAGCUUUGGCCAUUCUGUUUUCAAGGAAUCUCUGAAACGAGUCUUUCAGUCCACGGACUAUGACCUAGGUCUCUCAUUCAAUGGUAUAUUUGAAGUGAACUGCUCAAAGGAUGUCAAGAUACAAGGCAUAAUUGGUCCCUGUGCAUCUCUUGAAAAGAAUGGUCCUUUGUGCUCUGAUUUAGCUAUUGGUCAGGGCAGUACUAGUGCCUGGAAGAUGUGUGGUCUCGAUAAGAAAACUUCUUUUUGCAUGCUAUUUGAGAUUGUGCAAAAGGAAAUUCCAAGUGCAAUUGGUCAAUCCAUGAGCAAUCAGUUCUACUUCCAGUUCUUAACCUAUUACCAACAUAGCAGUGGGCAGAUGAGAACUCGUGUGACAACAGUUUCUAGAAGAUGGGUGGCUGGACCAGGUAGUCUACAGGAGUUUAUUGCUGGAUUUGAUCAAGAAACAGCUGUUGUAGUGAUGGCGCGAUUGGUAUCACUAAAGAUGGAAACUGAGGCUGAUUUCGAUGCCAUUCGGUGGCUUGAUAGGUCAUUGAUACGUUUAUGUUCAAAGUUUGGAGACUAUCAGAAAGAUAGCCCUUCAUCUUUCAGCUUAUCUCCUCGUUUUUCAAUCUUCCCUCAGUUUAUUUUUAAUUUGCGUCGCUCUCAGUUUGUCCAGGUUUUUAACAACAGUCCUGAUGAAACUGCUUAUUUUCGCAUGGUUCUGAAUCGAGAGAAUGUGACCAACUCAGUUGUAAUGAUUCAGCCUUCAUUAAUAUCUUAUUCCUUUCACUCGGGCCCUGAACCGGCCCUCCUUGAUGUUGCCUCCAUUGCUGCUGAUAGAAUCCUUCUUUUAGAUUCCUAUUUUACUGUUGUAAUAUUUCAUGGGGUUACUGUUGCUCAAUGGCGAAAUGCUGGUUACCAGAACCAAGAAGAGCACAAGAUUUUUGCCCUAUUAUUACAAGCUCCUCGAGAUGAAGCAGAUACUAUUAUAAAGGAACGAUUUCCUGUUCCUCGCUUGGUCAUUUGUGACCAACAUGGUUCCCAGGCUCGUUUCCUCUUGGUGAAAUUGAAUCCUUCUGCAACCUACAAUUCUGAUGCGCGUCCACCAGGAGGUGAUAUUAUUUUCACUGAUGAUGUAAGUUUUGAAGUUUUCAUGGAUCAUCUUCAGCGGCUUGCUGUACAGUGAUUGAUGGUACGACCCCAUAAUCCAUUUUUGUAGUGUUAUGCUUAUUGGUGUGAUUGUAUAGUAAAGAAUGCUUCAUUAUCUCGCAUGUCCAUUGGUUCCUUUUGUAUUUUUCUCCGUAUCUUCCUCUAAUAUCGUUUCUUGGGGGCUGCAAAUUGUCUUGUACAAACUGUGCAGGUUUAGUUAUUUUAUUUAAUAAAGGUUAGAUCUAGUUAAGGCUUUGAUUGAGAAGGAAUGACUAAUACCAUCCUAAGAAGGAUUAGCAUUGUUCUUGGGAAGUUAGAUGAAUCUUAAUAUUAUUACCGUUAAGGUAGAGACAUCGGAUGGUUCGAAUCUACUAUUACCCUUUGUUAGACUCCGUCUGUCCUAAGACAAGUGAAUUUAGAUGGUUUUGAUUGCUGU
Amborella trichopoda is the source of this 3041-nucleotide messenger RNA. RefSeq names its product protein transport protein SEC23 C. Gene Ontology annotation, biological process: intracellular protein transport; COPII-coated vesicle budding; endoplasmic reticulum to Golgi vesicle-mediated transport. The record is from RefSeq and is a predicted model, not a curated record. Gene Ontology annotation, molecular function: zinc ion binding; GTPase activator activity. Gene Ontology annotation, cellular component: COPII vesicle coat; endoplasmic reticulum exit site. NCBI's taxonomy places the organism in Eukaryota, Viridiplantae, Streptophyta, Magnoliopsida, Amborellales, Amborellaceae.